AGACGUGGCAGCGGAGGGAUAAUCAGAGAGGCUGAAGCGGGAAGAGCUGGAGCUGCGGGUGCGAGUGGGCGCAGUCCCUGUCCCUCCGCACCUCGGAGCAGCACAGACGCCCGUCGGGGCCGGGUGUCGCGGAGGAUCAGAUUGGUCAUGGGACUUUGCAAGUGCCCCAAGAGGAAGGUGACUAACCUGUUCUGCUUCGAACACCGAGUUAACGUCUGCGAGCACUGCCUGGUAGCCAAUCACGCCAAGUGCAUCGUCCAGUCCUACUUGCAGUGGCUCCAAGAUAGUGAUUACAACCCCAACUGCCGCCUGUGCAACACGCCCCUGGCCAGCCGGGAGACAACCCGUCUCGUCUGCUACGAUCUCUUCCACUGGGCUUGUCUCAAUGAACGUGCCACCAAGCUACCCCAAAACACAGCGCCUGCAGGCUACCAGUGCCCCAGCUGCAAUGGCCCCAUCUUCCCUUCAGCCAACUUGGCUGGCCCCGUGGCCUCUGCACUGAGAGAGAAACUGGCCACAGUCAACUGGGCCCGGGCAGGGCUCGGGCUUCCUCUGAUUGAUGAGGUGAUGAGCCCAGAGUCAGAACCCCUCAAUACCUCUGAUUUCUCUGACUGGUCCAGCUUUAAUGCCACUGGUCCCCCUGGACAGGAGGAGAGAGAGAGCACUUCCUCUGCUCCAGCCUUCUACAGCCAGGCCCCCCGACCUCCACCCUCCCCCAGCCGACCUGAGCAGCACACAGUCAUCCACAUGGGCAGUGCUGACCCCCUCCCUCAUGCACCAAGGAAGGUGUAUGAUACGCGGGAUGAUGACCCAGCCUCGGGCCUCCUCCACGGGGACUGUGAUGAUGACAAGUACCGCCGCCGGCCUGCCCUGGGCUGGCUGGCCCAGCUCCUCAGGAGCCGGGCUGGGUCCCGGAAGCAGCCUCUGAGCCUGCUCCAGCGAGCAGGGUUGCUGCUGCUGCUGGGGCUGCUGGGCUUCCUGGCCCUCCUGGCUCUCAUGUCUCGCCUGGGCCGGGCUGCAGCUGACAGCGAUCCCAAUCUGGACCCACUCAUGAAUCCUCACAUCCGUGUGGGUCCCUCCUGAGCCCGUGCUUGUGGCUGGAUCAGCCUAGGACCUGGGAUCCCCAGGGGAGAAGGUGGGGAGUCCUGGGGGCUUUUCUCCAUUUUCUCCCUCAAACCUGAGACACUAAAUCCCAGGCCCAAAGUCAAGUACUCCAGAGGCUAUGGGCCAAACCUAGAAUCCUGUAGGCCAAGGAUUGUCUUCACCUGCUUCUCCCUGGGUCUCCAACCUCCCACUCCACCCUUCCAAGGAGCAGAAAGGUGCAAAUAAACCACAGACUUUAUUAAAAUA
This is a messenger RNA of Jaculus jaculus (lesser Egyptian jerboa), 1350 nucleotides long. It is a transcript of the gene Zfpl1, whose product is annotated as zinc finger protein like 1. Gene Ontology annotation, cellular component: Golgi apparatus. The record is from RefSeq and is a predicted model, not a curated record. The transcript is spliced from 8 exons. Bases 148 to 1083 code for a protein of 311 amino acids. Lineage: Eukaryota; Metazoa; Chordata; Mammalia; Rodentia; Dipodidae.